UGCCCGGCUUGCUGACGUCAUUGCCGGGCGCGCCGCCAGCCAAUGAGAGGCCGCCCCGAUGACGAAUCCGUCUAUUUUCAGUCGGUUGCCACAUCCUUUAUAGCGGCACGGCGCAGACGCGGCGGUGAGUCACAGGCUGGAGCUCGGAGCGGCGGUACACAGCGACGGUGCGGCUGUAGAGCGGGGAGUGUGCGCGACAGCUGUGGACUUCGUGCGAGGCGCGUCUGUGCGGCUCAGUGGUCGAGGCAAGCCGCAGCUCGGUGACUGGCUGCCAGCGCCCGUCAGCCGGAGAGUCGGGGCGUGGCCGCGCGCCGCCCGCUCUGCGCCAGCCUGGCCGGCCGCCAGGCGAUGGAAGUCUCGCUGUACGGCGACCAGGAGUACGCCGACUCGCCCCGCGCCUACAUGGAGCACGUGCAGCAGCUGAAGCGGCGCAUGACGCUCGACCUGGAGCCGGCCAAGCGGCCGCGCGCCAGCCAGCUGCUGACCUCGCCCGACCUGCGCAUGCUGAAGCUGGGCUCGCCGGAGCUGGAGCGUCUGAUCGCGCAGCAGGGCAGCCUGCAGACGCCGGGCGGCCCGCAGGCGGUCAGCGCCGUGUUCGGCCGGACGGCCACCGAGGAGCAGGAGGACUACGCCCGAGGUUUCGCCGACGCGCUCCAGAACCUGAAGCAGCAGGAGCGGGCGGCCGGCGGCGGCGCGCCCGUGUACACCACCCUCGAGUCGUCGGCGGCGCCCGGCCGGCCGGCCGACGUGCGGGUCAAGGAGGAGCCGCAGCGCGUGCCGUCGGCCGCCUCCGACAGCCCGCCGCCCUCCAGCCCCGUCGACAUGGCGCACCAGGAGCAGAUCAAACUCGAGCGCAAACGGCUCCGGAACCGGAUCGCGGCCACCAAGUGUCGCCAGCGCAAACUGGAGCGGAUCGCCCGGCUCGAGGAGCGCGUGCAGGCGAUCCGCAACGACAACGCCGAGCUGGCCGAGGUGGUGAGUCGGCUGCGCGAGCAGGUGCACGCGCUGAAGCAGGAGGUGCACGAGCACUCCCAGCAGGGCUGUCAGAUCCUGUACCCGGCGGCGCCGUGCUGACGAGGCGGCGCGGCCCGUCGCCGCCCCCGCCCCCGCCCGCGGCGGCGACCGUCGCUCCGCACAUGUGAUAGGCAACAAGUGUGCUGGCCGCGCUGUGAUGGGUUUUUCUGUGUACCUGCUGUCGCGCGCGCGCCAACUGUGCCUACGGGAACAAAGAGAGCGGUGCUAGUCAUCGGUGGACUCGGCGCGUGAGGGCGUGUUGUUGUUAUCAUUCCAUUGUUGUGGGCCGGUGCUGAGGACUGCCGGUGUCGGUGUGUACUGACUGCUGAGGACUGCCGGUGCCGCCCGCUAUGUAGGCCAGACUGACCACUGCCCAGCGUUCGCGGCGGCCCGGCCUUCUGCUGGCACUGCGCUGUGGAGGACACCGUGUCCGCAUUGUCGCGAGGACGAUACCUGUUCAGGACGGCCUGCCUCUGUGUGGAACUGAAGACGGUCGCCUGAGCCGCUGUCUCGGACUUUGACCGAGCUUGUGACAGACGCGUCGGAUCAGCUGGAGUCUGAUGACCGUUUGGCGGUCACCGAGGGUGCACUGUCGGGGACCACUGCUCCGCUUCCCUGCGCAAUAACCCGGGGCCGCUGCGCCGUGCCGCCCGGCCUGCGAUUCACGGCUGAGGCCGGCCACUGUCCCUGGGCCGGCCGCGUGGGCGCCGGCCGCAGCGCCUCAUUGUACGGCUAACAUUGUUUUUGUUGAUCGUGUGUGCAUUUAUACAUUGCUUUGAAAUGUA
Molecule: messenger RNA, 1799 nt
Organism: Amphibalanus amphitrite
Lineage: Eukaryota; Metazoa; Arthropoda; Thecostraca; Balanomorpha; Balanidae
Product: transcription factor AP-1-like
Exons: 1
Coding region: 349-1074 (241 amino acids)
Biological process (GO): regulation of transcription by RNA polymerase II; regulation of cell cycle; regulation of cell population proliferation
Cellular component (GO): transcription regulator complex
Molecular function (GO): DNA-binding transcription factor activity, RNA polymerase II-specific; transcription factor binding; RNA polymerase II cis-regulatory region sequence-specific DNA binding
Source: RefSeq, a predicted model, not a curated record